CUCGAGCGGCAGUGGCAGUGGUAGUAGUAACAUGGCCGCCGCGCCCACUAGCGUCGUCGUCCUCGAUCGCGGCAAUAACACCACGUGCACAAUCAAUUUACACGGCGCUACGGUGGUUUCGUGGCGAGUCAACAAUCAGGAGCAACUUUUCGUCAGUAAACAGGCCGUUUUCGACGGGAAAAAGGCCAUCCGCGGAGGCAUCCCGUUCGUUUUCCCUCAAUUCGGAUCGUGGAAUUACGGACCUCAGCAUGGAUUCGCCCGCGUCAUUCGUUGGCACGUCGAGAAAUCGCCCGAACGAUUACCAUCUGGCGAUAUCGAGGCCAUGUUCUGCAUUGUGGACAACGAGGUGACCAGGUCCAUGUGGAACUUUCCUUUCCGCCUCUCCUAUCGGCUCAUUCUCCGUGAAAAAGAAUUGCACUUUAACAUCGGAGUCUACAAUGUCGGCAAGGAAGCCACCUUCUCUUUCAAUCUACUGCUACACACUUACUUCAAGGUCCCUGAUGUUCGCAGGUGUCAAAUCACUGGGCUGCAGGGCUGCACUUUUGUCGACAAGACCAGGGAUGGGGCCAUGUACCAGGAGGUCAGAGAUGUGGUGACUGUCAACGAGUACACAGACAGAGUGUACCAAAACACCCCACAGGAACACAUCAUCACCAACGUGGUGUCCAACAGGAAGAUGAGGAUUCAAAAGUACAACUUCCCCGAUACUGUUGUGUGGAAUCCAUGGGUUGAAAAAGCCAGGGAAAUUCAAGACUUUGGUGACGACGAGUACCCCAACAUGAUCUGCGUCGAGGCUGGACACGUUUCAGCUCCAGUGAUUCUUUUGCCUGGCACUGCUUUCGAGGCAUCUGAAAUCCUCCAAGUCAUGUGAGACUCUGCAGACAAACCUAGAAAGAAAAAAAAAUCCAACAAGUCCAAUUUUUUAACUCUUUUUCUCCUAUAAAAUUUUCAUCAUUAUUGAAUUUGACAUCACACAAAUAACCAAAAUCAAACAUUUAAAAAACAAGAAUCACAAAAGUUGUUUUCAUUAAUCAAAGGGCAAAUCAGUUUCUAGUAUUUUGUGUUCAUAGAACGGGGAACAAGAAUCCAUCCUUUUUAGCAAUAACAAGAUUCAACAUGACAACGAAAUGCAAUUUCUUCAAAAUCAAGUCUAUUAUGGCUAUUUGGUGUUCAAAAAAACAUUUUCCUCUGGUUCUCUCUCUUUCUUGUUUGAAACGUUUGUUGUCUCGUGUUCAGAGACACAAUUAUUCUAUCGCCCCCCUUCAUGGGCUUGC
Messenger RNA from Daphnia pulicaria, 1274 nucleotides. RefSeq names its product glucose-6-phosphate 1-epimerase-like. The coding region runs from base 32 to 871 and encodes 279 amino acids. Gene Ontology annotation, molecular function: isomerase activity; carbohydrate binding. NCBI's taxonomy places the organism in Eukaryota, Metazoa, Arthropoda, Branchiopoda, Diplostraca, Daphniidae. The transcript has 6 exons. The record is from RefSeq and is a predicted model, not a curated record. Gene Ontology annotation, biological process: carbohydrate metabolic process.